AUGAUGAUGAAGAGCCGUGUGAUGUGUGUGUUGGCCGUUGUGCUGUGCUGCGCCUGCGGGUAUACCAUGGCUGCUGCUGCUGCUGGACCAAUGGAACCAAGUAAUGAUGUAGUUACUCUUCCUGCUGUUAUUAUUGAGGAACAGCCAAAGAAGUUUAAUACUACUGGUAUGUUUGGAUGGGAUGAUUUUCUUAUAAACGCAAGCAUUAAGCAUAUGUGUAAGCAUAACCCUAAUACUAUUGUUGAUGGCGUAAAGUGUUCGGCAAGGGGAUUCCCUGAGAAGUCAAGUAAUGUGGCGAAUCAUGAUAGAGGAUCAACCUCACAGAAUCAGGAACAAGGUCAGAGAGACACAACCAAGGAACAACAAGGAAGUAAUCGAGAAGAAGCAGCGGGAUCAUUGAUACCAAAUCCUCCUGGAGGUGUAACUCCACCCAAAGAUCCUGUCUUGGUAGAAAAACCACAAAAUGGAAUGGAUGACAGCAAAGGAAUAAAUCCUCCCAGUGCCUCUGAAGAUGAAAGACGCAAACAGGAAACAGAAGCAAGAGAUGGUGCCACUACAACACAAGGCCAACCUCCGGAGUCUACUGCAGCUACACAAAGUACUGAAGAAGCGUCGAGUAACUCAUCUGAUAACACUACACCUGCCGACUCUAAUCUUACCCAGCAAUCUCCUGAAGCUGCAGGUGCAACUGCAAUUUCAGGCUCAGAAGAAACCAAUUCCACUACUCCGCCGAGUCCCGAGAGCAAUAUCACUGAUACACCACCCACCACUCCAUCUCCUGUUCCCAACGCAGAGAUCAAUACUAUUGCCUCCACUGUACAGAAGAACAAGGGUAAUGUUGACAGAAGUGUCAGUCCUGUGUGGAUGCGCACUGCAGCACCGCUACUGAUUAUGGCUGUGUUGGUCACCACUACCAUGUACUGA
This is a messenger RNA of Trypanosoma theileri, 924 nucleotides long. RefSeq lists its product as uncharacterized. NCBI's taxonomy places the organism in Eukaryota, Euglenozoa, Kinetoplastea, Trypanosomatida, Trypanosomatidae. The transcript has a single exon. Bases 1 to 924 code for a protein of 307 amino acids. The record is from RefSeq and is a predicted model, not a curated record.